AUGAGUGUAACGGGAUCUCAGCACAAACCCCACCUAGGUAUACAAGUGGUUUCCAGCGAAUACCUCUGCUCAACUAACAACUCAUUUCUACAGGCGACGCAAGUCAUAGCAAACUCGGGUCACGAUGACAUGAUUCACGAUGCAGUUCUCGACUACUACGGCAGGCGGUUAGCAACAUGCUCGUCCGACAGGACCAUCAAGAUCUUUGAGGUGGAGGGCGAGUCACACAGAUUAACGGAGACACUCAAGGGACACGAAGGAGCCGUGUGGUGUGUUGCCUGGGCCCACCCCAAGUACGGCAACAUUCUCGCCUCUUCAGGCUACGACGGCAAGGUCUUCAUCUGGCGCGAGCAGGGAGGCGCGUGGCAGAAGAUCUUCGACUUUGCUCUUCACAAGGCCUCGGUCAACAUCGUCUCUUGGUCCCCGCACGAGUCCGGGUGCUUGUUGGCCUGCGCCUCUUCCGACGGCCACGUCUCGGUCCUUGAGUUCAAGGACAACUCGUUCGACAACCAAAACUUCCUCGCCCACGGCCAGGGUGUCAACUCGGUCUCGUGGGCCCCCUCGACGGCCCCCGGGAGCAUCAUCAGCACGAACGCCACACCUGCUGCCCAGCGCCGCUUCGUCACUGGCGGCAGCGACAACACCCUCAAGAUCUGGUCGUGGGACGCCGCUUCAGCUCAGUACCGCUGCGAGGAGGGCGGCGUGCUCUCGGGCCACACCGACUGGGUUCUCGACGUUGACUGGAGCCCUACCGUCCUGCAGAAGAGCUACAUUGCCAGCGCAUCCCAGGACCGCACCGUCCGUAUCUGGACCAGUGACUCGUCCAACCCGGGCGUCUGGCAGUCGCGCGUGCUCAAGGAGUUUGACACCACCGUCUGGCGCGUCAGCUGGUCGCUGAGCGGCAACGUCCUCGCCGUCAGCUCGGGAGACAACAAGGUUACGCUGUGGAAGGAGAACCUCAAGGGCGAGUGGGCUUGCGUCAACAGCCUCGAGGACUAAGAGACCAGUAGCUCGGGCGCCUUACUUGGUGCACAGAUAGAUCGUUGAGAAGAGGAUAUGGGCAUGGUGUAGAGAAGAAAGGCAAUCAAGGGUAAAAGAGAGGGUACUACACCGGACAAACAUGUGUUUGUUACAUUGCUGCUAGUUGCUGGUAAAACACUGAACUAUUGGCAUCAGGGGUCAUUCAGAGCACGGGAACAACAGCAAAAUCUUCGGCUAGAUUUUGAUCCAUCGAUGAAUAUCACUCGCUGUUCUUUGGA
Messenger RNA from Pyricularia grisea, 1259 nucleotides. RefSeq lists its product as uncharacterized. Lineage: Eukaryota; Fungi; Ascomycota; Sordariomycetes; Magnaporthales; Pyriculariaceae. The record is from RefSeq and is a predicted model, not a curated record. The transcript has 4 exons. Gene Ontology annotation, biological process: COPII-coated vesicle budding; protein import into nucleus; positive regulation of TOR signaling. Gene Ontology annotation, molecular function: structural molecule activity; protein binding. Gene Ontology annotation, cellular component: nuclear pore outer ring; COPII vesicle coat. The coding region runs from base 1 to 999 and encodes 332 amino acids.